AUGAGCCCACACAUCCUCGCAACAGUGACCAUCGACGACGAGAAUCAUCGUAACGAGAACUGCUCACCAUCCUCUCAAGACAUGAGCCAAUCACCAAAACCAAAGGGACGCAUCCUCUACUGCCGAAAGUGUGAGGGACACGGAGAGAAGGUCAUCCUCAAAAAUCACUCUCCCCAGUGCCCGUAUAUCCUGUGCAAUUGUAAAUCGUGCGAAAAAUUGAAUUACAAAAGACUGAAGUCGUUCAACAAGAGAAACAAGGAGAAGAUCGAGUUGGCAGCUGCACUCAACGCUAAGAGACACGCCACAGAGUCAGGAUCGAGUGUAGACGAUGAAGAAGGAUACUCCAGAAGAUCUUCGUUCUGCUCCAAAACUUCUACACCUGAUAUGGACAGUGGCGACACACGCACAUCAUCGACUACCCCUAUUACUCGUGCCAGUCCAGCUGCUAUGUCAAACUCCACACCAACCUCAGCUAAUAAUAAUGGAUUGGAGGGAAGAAGUGGAUCGUUGGGACACAUGACAGUGAUGUCCUAUGAUAUAUGGAAGGCAAAGUGCGCAUCGGAAAAGAAACGGCUAGAAGAUGAACGUGCGAAGAAAACUUCCCUCGACCCAUUCACCAGAUCCCCGUCACCAACUCCAAUGAGGAAGCGCGCACACACAUUUGUUGCUCAGCCAACGAACCGCACCGAAGAAAUUCCCGUCGUCGCACCGAAGAAAAUGUCAGUUGACGAGAAGGGUAAAGGGAAAUACAUACUCCUUCCCACGAUCCCUGCCAUGCGGAUUUUUGUGAAUGAGACCGAGGAGGAGAAGCCGUCACCACUUAUGACUCCAUCCCUGAUCCCAUCGAUUCCAAUGAGUCAGCAACAGAUGACUCCGAUGACUACAAUGGCUCAACUCCCUCUUCCCACAACAACAAUGGCACCGAUGAUUACACCGACGUCGAUCUUCGACAUCCCAUCCACCUCCAGCAACAUCCGCCCCUUCCAAAUGCCAAUCACAACCUCCCCAAUGCAGCAGCAACUCCCACGUCCGGCUCCAGUUAUGGCACCACCUCAACUGUCACCGUUCAAACCAGUGGGACUACCUGCCGCCAAUCAGUCACUCGUCAACAACUUGUCCACCGAACAAAGUCUUAGCUCUCUGAUUCUUCACAACACAGUACUCCAACAACAACAACAGAAUAGUCAGAUGAUGCAAGACUUCCUCGGCGGAUCACAAGCGACACCUCAACCACAGGUCGAUGUGCUCUCAAUGCUCCGCUUACAACAACAGGCGGCAGCGUUGGCGUCGGCUCUCCAGGCAGCGGGCAUCCAGAUUCCAAUGAGCACACCCACACCGGUCUCGGCUGCUCCACAACCACUUCCGAUGCUUCAGAAGACACUACCAUCGCUCUCAACGAAUUCAUUGUUAAAUCCAUUCUUGCAAUCUCAUCUUUUCACGAACCCGGUUUAA
This is a messenger RNA of Caenorhabditis remanei, 1452 nucleotides long. RefSeq lists its product as uncharacterized. The transcript is spliced from 6 exons. Bases 1 to 1452 code for a protein of 483 amino acids. Gene Ontology annotation, molecular function: sequence-specific DNA binding. Lineage: Eukaryota; Metazoa; Nematoda; Chromadorea; Rhabditida; Rhabditidae. The record is from RefSeq and is a predicted model, not a curated record. Gene Ontology annotation, biological process: regulation of DNA-templated transcription.